GGUCGGCCAGGCGUCGGAGCGUUUCAAAACAUGACCAAGUUUGGUAUCUGAACGUGGAUGAAGCGAGGAGGAUAUUAUUUCUUCUCUGUUCAGUUUCAGGAUAGCGUCUAGCGUGGUUAUAUAUUUUUUUCUCUCCGGAACUCUUUCUCUGACUUUCUGGAAACGUUCGUCUAUAUGCAGUGCAGCGUGCUGAGGUGAACGUACAAUUUGUGGCAAGCAAUAUUCAAGGGAGUGUGGAGAAAAGACAAGGUAAGGAAGAACACGUUAGGGGAAGAUACGAGAGAAGAGAGAGCUCGCGACAUCCCCAGUCUCGCAGGCCACCCUCUCUCUCUUUCUCUCUCGCUCUCUUUCUCUCUCUCUCUUCUCUCUCUCGUCGCGGUCGAUACGGCUAGCGGGCGGGCGGGCAAGUCUCCGCGGUUUGUGUGACGCGGGCAUCAACCAAUCCCGUGCCUCCUAGCCCAGUGACGGUAAUUUAAUCGGUCAUAAUGAUUUGUCAAUCAAGCAGAAGCGUCGACCAAUGAGAAGGCGCCUGCGCCUCCUCAUCGUGGAUGAUAAUGGUUAGCGGGGAGCUCCGACUAUUCACAAUGCAUGAAUAAGGCAGGAGACGAACAGCUUGGAUUUUGCAAGUCUGAUCAGCAGUCUCUAUUGUGAAGUGUACACAUCGGCCGUGCUGACCGCUUGUGACUAUUUGUGUGUGUCUUACCGACUGGAAGUAGAUUAGGCAGAAUUCUAAUUCCGUGGACAGCUGAUUUUGUAUAGAGAAAGUGAUUGCUUCGGAACGCGUUUGCGUAUGCGGAUUUGAAAAAUAAAACCAUAGUAGAAACUAGUUUUUGUUUCGUGAGAGACGAAGGAUCUACAGUUCUCUCUGGUUCUAGUUAGUACUAUAUUAUUAUUGGUGAUUCCAGACUUUGGCUGAACUUUGUGUACUUUUCGUCGUGUCUUUUCCCCUCUUUCUCCUUGAUGAGAGCGCCGAAUGUAGUGUGUCGGCGCGGAUAGCGACAACAGUGGACUCUCCUUCCCGCCCCCAGUGGUCGCCCGUCACCAUAGCUGUGGAUUGCUACAGCAUGGCGGCACCUAGUGCCUCACUCUACCUGUCGCCUAGCGUGCCGUCCUCCCUCAACACCGGUCAGCCCAUGACCAACCACGGGAUGCACGUGCCCUCGGGCCAGCAGUACUCCCCCCAUCGGGACAUGCCGGAGAUGAAGUACAUCCCGCCCCAGCACCACCAGAACGGCCACAGUCACAACCCCCACCUGGGUCAGCCCCAACACAACCCCUGGCUCUCCCCCAGCCCGCACAGCGACCCCGGCCACUGGUCAAGCAUGGGCGGACAUCUACACCACCAGGACAUGAAGGUCAACCAGCUGAGCAGCAUGGACGGUCACGUAGGUACCUUGCACCACAGACCACAGUCCCACCACCAGAUGCAGGUAGCACAACACAACUGGCAGAUGCCGCCCCUACAGAACCUCUCCUCCCUACAGAACGCCCAGCACCCGAUGCACCAUCAGGGUUACGGCAUGAACAUGAACGGCAUGAUGUCCCCCACACACCAGAUGCACCACGUCCUGAGGGAGCCCGAGCACGACCUUGACCCCCACCCUCCCUCAGACGAAGACGCGCCGACCUCCGACGACCUGGAGGCGUUCGCCAAGCAGUUCAAGCAGAGGAGAAUCAAACUGGGGUUCACGCAGGCGGACGUGGGGCUCGCGCUGGGGACUCUCUACGGUAAUGUGUUUAGUCAGACCACCAUCUGCAGGUUCGAGGCGCUGCAGCUUAGCUUUAAGAACAUGUGCAAACUCAAACCGCUCCUCCAGAAGUGGCUGGAAGAAGCUGACUCGACCACCGGGUCCCCCACAAACAUCGACAAGAUCGCCGCCCAGGGCAGGAAGAGGAAGAAAAGGACGAGCAUCGAAGUGACCGUGAAGGGGGCGCUGGAGAGUCAUUUCAUGAAGUGCCCCAAACCCUCAGCGCCGGAGAUCACGCACCUCGCCGACCAACUCCAACUGGAGAAAGAGGUGGUCCGAGUGUGGUUCUGUAACAGAAGGCAGAAGGAAAAGAGGAUGACCCCUCCCGGAAACAUCGGGCCUAACGGCGAGAUCAUCAUGCCGGACGGUACAGAGGACGGGUCGUCUGUUCACGACGGGAGCCCACUCCACGACUCCUGCAGCCCCAUCCACAGCGGGGCGGCUGGCGGGGGUUCUCCGGGGAUGCCUACGUCGUACAGCGGCGCCUUGACCCCCCACUCCCUCAACAACCACUCGGUACUGUCCCCACUGUCUCAGGUCUCCUCCCUCCUAUCCCACUCUCUCGGCGGACACCCGCACCACGCCCAGCACCACCCCGUCUCUAACUCCCCGCCACCACCAGUGCCACACCACUACCAACUUCAGCAGCAUCACCAGCAACAACAACAACAGCAACAGCAGCAACAACAACAGCAACAGCAACAACAGCAGCAACAUCAGCCUCUGGUGCUCAAACACUCGCCCCCGCCGCACUGACUAGCGGCCGAGGAGUCGCCACAACAUCGCCAUCUUCACCACCACCAUCAUCAUCACCAUGGCUACGGCGACUCCUUUAGCAACAGCAGCAACAGCAACAACAACAACAGCAACAACAACAACAACAACAGCCACACGGACGAUUACAACCGCUCGGACGAGUACACUCACGCGGACGAUUACACCCACCCAGAGGACUAUUCUACAUACUCACAGCGCUGACAGACCCGUCUCGCUUACAUGUAAGUACAGCCAAAACAAUUAUCUCAUUUAAACAAAUAGCCAGCAAACAAACAAAACACACAGACAUACAUUAUGUACUGCCCAAAGAAUUCUGUCAUUGAAAAAUAUCACCCAACAAACAAACAAACAAACAAACAAACAAACAAACAAACAAACAAACAAACAAACAAACAAACCAACAAACAGUAAGAACAUCCUACACAGUUAUUGUGAUUUAACAGAAAAAACUCAACCAACAAACAAAACAUAAUCUACCAACGAACACAGAGUACAGCCUACACAAUUCUGUGAUUUAAAAGAAAAUAAUCGACAAACAAAACAUACCAA
Messenger RNA from Aplysia californica (California sea hare), 3074 nucleotides. RefSeq names its product POU domain, class 3, transcription factor 1. The record is from RefSeq and is a predicted model, not a curated record. The transcript has a single exon. Gene Ontology annotation, molecular function: RNA polymerase II cis-regulatory region sequence-specific DNA binding; DNA-binding transcription factor activity, RNA polymerase II-specific. Lineage: Eukaryota; Metazoa; Mollusca; Gastropoda; Aplysiida; Aplysiidae. Gene Ontology annotation, biological process: regulation of transcription by RNA polymerase II. The coding region runs from base 1065 to 2504 and encodes 479 amino acids.